CCUGAGGCGGCGACGGCGGAGGUGGGCGGGGGGCGCUGCCGCCGGGAUGGCCGCCCUGCUUGUCGGCAGGGCCGGAGCGGGGCCCGAUGGCGCCAGGGUGGGCGGCAGGGCCGCGGCCGCCGUCAAGGUGCUGGAAUGUGGUGUUUGUGAAGAUGUAUUCUCCUUGCAAGGAGACAAAGUUCCCCGGCUGCUUUUGUGCGGCCACACUGUCUGUCACGACUGCCUCACCCGACUUCCUCUCCACGGGAGAGCAAUUCGCUGCCCUUUCGACCGACAGGUGACGGAGCUCGGAGAUUCCGGCGUGUGGGGUUUGAAAAAGAAUUUCGCCUUGCUGGAACUUCUGGAACGGCUCCAGAAUGGCCCCGUCGGUCAGUACGGAACCGUGGAGGAAGCGAUUGGGAUAUCCGGAGAGAGCGUCGUGCGCUGCGACGAAGACGAGGCCCACGUGGCGUCCGUGUACUGCACCGUGUGCGCCACGCACCUGUGUGCCCACUGCUCCCAGCUGACUCACUCGACCAAGACGCUGGCCAAGCACCGGAGGGUCCCCCUGGCAGACAAACCCCACGAGAAGACCCUGUGCCCCCAGCACCAGGUGCACGCCAUUGAAUUUGUGUGCCUGGAGGAAGGGUGCCAGGCCAGCCCCCUCAUGUGUUGUGUCUGCAAAGAGUACGGGAAACACCAAGGCCAUAAGCAUUCCGUGUUGGAACCCGAAGCCAACCAGAUCCGGGCGUCCAUUCUGGAUAUGGCUCACUGCAUCCGGACCUUUACCGAGGAGAUCUCGGAGUAUUCCCGAAAGCUCGUGGGGAUCGUCCAGCACAUUGAAGGGGGAGAGCAAAUCGUGGAAGACGGAAUCGGAAUGGCCCAUACGGAGCACGUCCCGGGGACCGCGGAGAGUGCCCGCUCGUGCGUCCGGGCCUACUUUUCGGACCUCCACGAGACCCUGUGUCGCCAGGAGGAGAUGGCCCUGAGCGUGGUGGACGCCCACGUGCGGGAGAAGCUGAUCUGGCUCAGGCAGCAGCAGGAAGACAUGACCAUCUUGCUGUCCCAGGUUUCAGCAGCCUGUCUCCACUGUGAAAAGACGCUGCAGCAGGAUGACUGCAGAGUAGUUUUGGCCAAACAGGAAAUUACGAGAUUACUCGAAACGUUGCAGAAACAGCAGCAGCAAUUCACCGAGCUUGCAGAUCACAUACAGUUGGAUGCCAGCAUUCCCGUCACAUUCACCAAGGACAACCGAGUCCACAUUGGGCCCAAGAUGGAAAUUCGGGUGGUCACGCUGGGCUUAGACGGUGCCGGAAAGACCACCAUUCUGUUCAAGCUGAAGCAGGAUGAGUUCAUGCAGCCGAUUCCAACCAUCGGUUUCAACGUGGAAACGGUGGAGUAUAAAAAUUUAAAAUUCACGAUUUGGGACGUAGGAGGGAAGCACAAGCUCCGGCCCUUGUGGAAGCAUUAUUACCUCAACACCCAAGCCGUCGUGUUCGUCGUCGACAGCAGUUACCGAGACCGGGUCAGCGAGGCCCACAGCGAGCUCGCCAAGCUGCUCACCGAGAAGGAGCUGCGGGACGCCCUGCUCCUCAUCUUCGCCAACAAGCAGGACGUGGCGGGGGCCCUGUCCGUGGAAGAAAUCACAGAACUGCUCAGUCUCCACAAACUGUGCUGCGGGCGGAGCUGGUAUAUCCAAGGCUGCGAUGCCCGCAGCGGCAUGGGCCUCUACGAAGGACUGGACUGGCUUUCGAGGCAACUCGUGGCCGCCGGCGUGUUGGACGUGGCGUAGUUCUCAGCCGGAGCGGGGGCUUUAAAGUUCGCGGCGAGCUGUUCUUUGCACGUACUAGGUAGUUUUAAGAAGUCCAAUGUCUCCAACGUGACAGGUAACGUGGCGGGGCGGGGGCGUACUCACUCAAGAGAGGGGUUUGAUCGGCGGCUCGUGGGGAAUUCGGCGCGGCGCGACCGUCUUUUCUCUCGCUGCUACCGGAGGGGUGGGACCUGAUCCCGGGAGGGCCUGGGAUUCCCAAACACGGAAAGGGCUUGGGCCUCGGGUUUGGUUUUCCGAAUGCCCUGAGCCAGCAGAUGCGCCGAACCGGAGAGGUCACUGAAGGAGAAAGGCUUCCAAACCUGGAGGCCCUAGUCUCCCUCUGAAGGAGGAGGAGAAAGAGGGCUGUCAUUGUUCCGAACCCCUUGCUGCUUCCUCUGUUCCUGGGCCGCGACACUAACGAGAAAGGGGCAGCCCCGACGCUCCCGGGGGAUCCACCUUGUCGCGUGCGGGACCCCUCCGCCUCCCUUUACACCGUCCAGCGGGAUGGGAAUUCCUCAACACUAGAAAACACACCCUUAACCUGAAAGCUUCCUCCAUUUGAUAGCGAUUCUUGCCGAAAGCGUGCGGCUACACCGCGGACCUCGGUCACCAGCGACGAAGGGGAUUUUAGUGGAGUUGGGAUGUACCCCGGGGUUGGCUCGACCAGGCGGCCGGACCAGAACCCCUCUCUCUGACCCGGGAGGACCUGGUGAUGUUCGCUGCUCGGCCUGGGCCUACCUCUAAAGCUGGGUUCCCCUAUCUUUAUAUCCCGGUUCUUCCAUCCAGCUAGCAACCCCCCGUUUUUUCACCCGGGAACCCCCAGAAACGCGGUUUCUUCGUGCCGCGGGCAGCGAUUAAAAUACAGCAAACUCAGCGCUGCUAUCAGGACCGGAGUCGAGCCAUUACACAAACUGCUUCUACUUCCCAAAGGCUCCUCCGGGUCAUUUAGCAAUUUUAUUCCUCUGGCGGAGGGGAAAACAAAAAUCGAUAGCAAAGCGACAGACGGCCAUUGGCAGAAAUACCAACGGUCCAAACCGCCGGCAGAAAUCUAGGAGCCCGUCUCUAGUUGCGAAGUCGUUCUUGAAAACACACGCUCGGGAAAGCAGUCAGAAAAGGCUGGCGUAUUGCGAGGAAACCAUUGAAAACGUUCACGUCUGAAACUCGUCUUAUAGCGUUCUGAGUAAAACUUUGAAAAGGAGUUGAUUUCGAGGUUGUUCCCGGGCUUUGGAUGCAUGUUUUUUAAAGGUGUAUAAACGGAAUUGUCAUUUCCCUCCCCACUUUUGCCUCCUUGGCUUUGCCUGGAUCCUUCAGGCCGAAGCCUUGUUUUUAUUCCCACCCUCACAGCUCCAGGCCCAGCUCCCGCUAGCCGGGAUCACACCGCGGGGUCCAACGUUCUCCCUCAGCGUCCCGGGAUGAAAUCUUUCCGUUGGAAAAAGCCUCCGCGGCUUUUAUUCCUCCCGCCCGAGCGUCCAGAGAGCACAGGGAACGCGCGUUGGAGUAACCCUUGUAGUCACCCGGCCGGCUCACAGCACAGCUCCGCCACGCGUGUAGCUCGGUGACAUAAAAGUAUUAUUCGAAACAUGUAAAUUAUUUAAUAUGGGAAAGGUGUCGGUAACUGUGAAAGUAGACAUCGCGUUUGCCAGUGAACCCUUGGAGUGUUUGCUUUAUCCCCGAUAGGCGCAGAGGUUUGUCGUUGUGAAUUUAAUACUGCUUUGGUUGUAACGUAUAAGCUCGUUUCUUCGGUUUUCACUUUGUAAUUCACAUUUUUAACUUGUUACUGUUAAGUUAGGAUUCAACCGUAUUUCUCUCUCUGCUUAAAACCUGGUUAGAAACUACAUGAAGUGUGUGUAUUUUUUUUUAAAAAAAAGAGGACUCAACCGUAUUUCUCUCUCUGCUUAAAACCUGGUUAGAAACUACAUGAAGUGUGUGUAUUUUUUUUUUAAAAAAAGAGGAUUCAACCGUAUUUCUCUCUCUGCUUAAAACCUGGUUAGAAACUACAUGAAGUGUGUGUAUUUUUUUUUUUUUAAAAAGAGGAUUCAACCGUAUUUCUCUCUCUGCUUAAAACCUGGUUAGAAACUA
Tachyglossus aculeatus (Australian echidna) is the source of this 3868-nucleotide messenger RNA. RefSeq names its product tripartite motif containing 23 (gene TRIM23). Gene Ontology annotation, cellular component: cytoplasm; lysosomal membrane; plasma membrane. Gene Ontology annotation, biological process: vesicle-mediated transport; intracellular protein transport. Gene Ontology annotation, molecular function: GTP binding; zinc ion binding; GTPase activity. Bases 47 to 1771 code for a protein of 574 amino acids. The record is from RefSeq and is a predicted model, not a curated record. NCBI's taxonomy places the organism in Eukaryota, Metazoa, Chordata, Mammalia, Monotremata, Tachyglossidae. The transcript has 11 exons.